ACCAUUGUAUCAAUCUUUUCCUGUACACCUCGUACCCCUUCGACCUCGCUCGCGACCGUUCGUUUCUUCGGGCGGCAACCGAAGCGGGGGCAUCACGGGCACCAGUGGGGGCGAGAGCAUCGGCGAGGGCGGGCAGCCGAAUUGGAGCCGCGACGCUGAGACCAGAAGGAUGGUUGCGACGCUGCGGCCAGAAGGGGCUCCUCCCCCUGUUUAUGAUGAUCGUAGAGAUGAAUUCACACUAGACAUUCACCAUGGUGGAUUUUUUGUUGGUUCUGGAAAUGUGAAAUCAUACGUGGAUGAAAGGGUUUGUUGGUUUGAUAGUAUAGAGGCAGAUACAUGGUCUCCUUUGUGGUUUCCAGACUUUGCAGAGCAGUUGGGUUACCAGAACAAUAUGAGCUUAAAGAUAUAUUGGCUACUACCAGGAAAAACAUUAGUAGAUGGUCUUCGUCUUAUACUUUCAGAUGCAGACACCAAUGUAAUGGCAAAAUGUGCAGAGGAUGUGAAAAAUCUGGUAGUAUAUUUUGAUCAUGAGGACUUGUAUAAUGAUGUCAAUUGGGAUGAUGUUGUUGCAAACUCUGAACUACCAAAAGGUCAUCAGCCCAUACAAAGUGCAGUUUGCAGAAAACAAUCCUACACAAAAGUUGCCUAUUUUCUACACAAAUUUGAAGAACGUUAGAGUGGAUCAAGUUGUUGACAAUGAAACUGAGGCUGCGUUCGGUAGCUCCAUUAGUUACCUUAUCUUUCUCGUUUUUCACGCACACGCUUU
This is a messenger RNA of Oryza brachyantha (malo sina), 766 nucleotides long. RefSeq lists its product as uncharacterized. Lineage: Eukaryota; Viridiplantae; Streptophyta; Magnoliopsida; Poales; Poaceae. The coding region runs from base 170 to 676 and encodes 168 amino acids. The transcript has 2 exons. The record is from RefSeq and is a predicted model, not a curated record.